UUGCGGAGGUCCGGGUACUUGCGCACACUGGAGCUGUCCCGUUUCUGGCCCCCCGCAGCGCUGCUCCUGCUCAUGGUGUUGCGCUCAACCCGAGGCGGCAAUUUCCCCAUAUUUCGAUCCCGCCUGCCCCUUCCCCCGGAAUGCCGUCAACCCCCGCUCUAAGCCGAAGCCUACCGAACGGCGGACUUCCAUCGCCGCCGCCGCCGCCGCCUCUUCCUGCGACUGCUCUUACUUCGUGUUCUGUUUCCCAUCCGCGCCAGAUUCCUUUCGUAACCACUAUCCUUCCUCCUGCUUGCGACCGUACCUGGCGCCGUGAUACCCAAAUAGCAAAUCAUUCAAUAUGCCCGUCGCGCAGCUCAGGUCGCCUCGACUGGCGGGCCAACUGGCUCGGCAUGUGAAGGUCGCGCGUGGCUUUUCCACCUCCGCCGCCACCCGCAAGGAAAUCCAGGAUGCCUACAUCCUGAGCGCCGCGCGCACACCGACCGCCAAGUUCAAUGGCUCUUUCCUCACCGUCUCGGCUCCUCAACUGGGUGCCACCGCCAUCAAGUCGGCUCUUGAGAAGUCCAAGGUUCCCGUCGAGAAAAUCACCGAUGUAUACAUGGGAAACGUGCUGCAGGGUUCCGUCGGUCAGGCCCCUGCGCGGCAGGCGUCGAUCUUCGCCGGCCUGCCCGAAUCCGUCGAGGCCAUCACCAUCAACAAGGUGUGCGCCUCGGGGCUCAAGGCCGUCGCCUUUGCCGCGCAAAACAUCCAGCUCGGGCUGGCCGAGGCCCAGGUCGCUGGUGGCAUGGAGAAUAUGUCCCGUGUCCCGUACUACGUGCCUCGCGCCAGCAGCCUGCCCGCGUUUGGGCACGUCAAGCUGGAGGACGGCCUGAUCAAGGACGGCCUGACGGAUGUGUACCAGCAGUUCCACAUGGGCAACUGCGCCGAGAACACGGUCAAGAAGCACUCCAUCACGCGUGAGCAGCAGGACGAAUACGCCAUUCGCUCGUACAAGAACGCGCAGAAGGCCUGGGCCGACAAGGCCUUUGCCGACGAGAUUGUCCCCGUCACGGUUCCCGGCAAGAAGGGCGACAAGGUCAUUGACACGGACGAGGGCUUCAUGGAUGUCAAGAUCGAGAAGAUUCCCACGUUGAAGCCCGCCUUCGUCCGCGACGGAAGCGGCACCGUUACCGCUGCCAAUUCGUCGACGCUCAACGACGGCGCCAGCGCCCUGGUGCUGGGCAACAAGGCCAUCGCUCAGCAGUAUGGCUCCGGUUCGCGGGUGCUGGCCAAGAUCUGCAGCUACGCCGACGCCGCCGUCUCGCCUGUUGAUUUCCCCGUCGCUCCCGCCAAGGCCGUGCCGAUUGCGCUGGAGCGGGCGGGCAUCACCAAGGACCAGGUGGCCGUGUGGGAGUUUAACGAGGCGUUUGCCGCCGUUAUUCUGGCCAACUCCAAGAUCCUGGGGCUCGAGAAGGCCAACGUAAACCCUCUAGGCGGCGCCAUCUCACUGGGUCACGCCCUAGGCAGCUCCGGGUCGCGUAUCCUGACGACGCUGCUGCACCAGCUGAAGCCUGGCGAGUAUGGUGUGGCGGCCAUUUGCAACGGCGGCGGUGCGGCCACGGCCAUGGUGGUGCAGCGUGUGGAGUCUGUAUAGGAAAGAGAGACUUGUCUUGGGUAACGUUGGUAGCGUUGGGGGUGUUGUUCAGCAUGUAUCCAUCCAUUUGCAAAGGCGCAUAGAGGUUGUUUUGAGCUGUCCUCAAAAGGAACGCGGCUCCAAUCAUGGUUGCAGAUGUUGCUGUGACUAUGAGUGACGAUGUACUGCACCUGAAGAUGUAGCAGGAAGGCCUUGCCAUGAACCUGGGACUGAAAUGGAAAUUAACGCUCAG
Purpureocillium takamizusanense is the source of this 1865-nucleotide messenger RNA. RefSeq names its product Acetyl-CoA C-acetyltransferase. Bases 341 to 1633 code for a protein of 430 amino acids. Gene Ontology annotation, biological process: fatty acid beta-oxidation. NCBI's taxonomy places the organism in Eukaryota, Fungi, Ascomycota, Sordariomycetes, Hypocreales, Ophiocordycipitaceae. Gene Ontology annotation, molecular function: acetyl-CoA C-acetyltransferase activity. The transcript has 2 exons. The record is from RefSeq and is a predicted model, not a curated record.